AUGGUGAAUUUUACAAUCGAAGAAAUUCGUGAAUUGAUGAAUCGUACCACCAAUGUACGUAACAUGUCUGUAAUUGCUCAUGUGGACCAUGGAAAAUCUACUUUGACCGAUUCUUUAGUUUCCAAGGCUGGUAUUAUCUCUGCUGGUCGUGCUGGUGAUAUGCGUUUUACUGAUACACGUCAAGAUGAACAAGAUCGUGGUAUUACCAUCAAGUCAACUGCCAUUUCUAUGUAUUUUGCUUUGGAAACCCCAGAUGAUAUCAAGGAAAUCAAGAAUCAGAAAACGAAUGGUCAUUCCUUUUUGAUCAAUUUGAUUGAUUCUCCUGGUCACGUUGAUUUCUCUUCUGAAGUCACUGCUGCUCUUCGUGUCACUGAUGGUGCCCUUGUUGUGGUGGAUUGUAUUGAAGGUGUUUGUGUACAAACCGAAACUGUCUUGCGUCAAGCUUUAACUGAACGUAUAAAGCCUAUUUUGGUCAUCAACAAGAUGGAUCGUGCCUUAUUGGAACUUCAACUUGGCAAAGAAGAAUUAUAUAAUACUUUUUCUCGUACUAUUGAAUCCGUUAAUGUCAUUAUAUCUACCUAUUUGGAUGAUGCUCUUGGUGAUGUUCAAGUUUAUCCUGAUCGUGGUACUGUUGCCUUUGCCUCUGGUUUACAUGGUUGGGGUUUCACUCUUCGUCAAUUUGCUGUACGAUAUUCACAAAAGUUUGGUGUUGACAGAGAACGUAUGAUGGGCAAACUUUGGGGUGAAAACUACUUCAAUCCAAAAACCAAGAAAUGGACCAGCCACAGUACGGAUGCAGAUGGAAAUUCCCUAGAACGUGCCUUCAACAUGUUUGUUCUGGAUCCUAUUUACAAGAUUUUCGAUAGUGUGAUGAACUUCAAGAAAGAACAAACUGAAACUCUUUUAUCAAAAUUGAAUGUUGUCCUUAGGCCCGAAGAAAAGGAUUUGGAAGGAAAACCUUUACUCAAGGUCGUCAUGCGAAAAUUCUUACCUUGUGGUGAUGCCCUUUUGGAAAUGAUUUGUAUUCAUCUACCUUCCCCAGUGACUGCUCAAGCUUACCGUGUACCCAAUUUGUAUGAAGGUCCUCAUGAUGAUGAAUGUGCUGUUGGUAUUCGUCAAUGUGAUCCAAAUGGUCCUUUGAUGUUAUACGUUUCCAAGAUGGUGCCUACCUCUGACAAAGGUCGUUUCUAUGCGUUUGGUCGUGUAUUCUCUGGUACUGUUCGUGCUGGUCUCAAGGUACGCAUCAUGGGUCCUAAUUAUCAACCUGGUGGCAAGACCGAUUUGGCUAUCAAGUCUAUCCAACGUACUGUUUUGAUGAUGGGUCGUUACAUUGAAGCCAUCGAUGACUGUCCAGCUGGUAAUAUUGUUGGUCUCGUUGGUGUGGAUCAAUUCUUAGUGAAAUCUGGUACUAUCAGUACGUCUGAAGUUGCACACAACAUGAAGGUUAUGAAGUUCUCUGUCUCUCCUGUAGUGCAAGUGGCGGUGGAUGUCAAGAACGCCAACGACCUGCCUAAAUUAGUAGAAGGUUUGAAACGCUUGGCAAAAUCUGAUCCUUGUGUAUUGACAUUUACCAAUGACUCUGGUGAACAUAUCGUGGCUGGUGCUGGUGAAUUACAUUUAGAAAUCUGUCUCAAGGAUUUGGAAGAAGAUCAUGCUCAAGUAGAACUGAAAAAAGGUGAUCCUGUGGUUCAAUACCGUGAAACUGUUACUAGUGAAUCCUCCAUUACAUGUCUAUCCAAAUCUCCUAACAAACACAAUCGUAUCUUUAUGCGUGCUGCUCCUUUGGAUGAAGAACUAUCUUUGGCUAUUGAAAAAGGUGAAAUUGGUCCUCGUGAUGAUUUCAAGACUCGUGCUCGUGAAAUGGCCGAUAAGCAUGGUUGGGAUGUCAAUGAAGCACGAAAAGUCUGGUGUUUUGGUCCUGAAGCAAUGGGUGCAAACUUGUUGGUGGAUACUACCAAGGCUGUCCAAUACCUAAAUGAAAUCAAGGAUUCAUGUGUUGCUGCAUUCCAAUGGGCUACCAAGGAAGGACCUUUGGCUGAAGAAAGUUUACGUGGAUGUAGAUUCAACAUUUUGGACGUUGCUUUACAUGCGGAUGCCAUUCAUCGAGGUGGUGGUCAAAUCAUUCCUACUUGUCGUCGUGUGAUCUAUGCCUCUGUACUAACAGCUAACCCUGGUAUUCAAGAACCUGUAUACCUUGUGGAAGUGCAAUGUCCUGAAACAGCCAUUGGUGGUGUCUAUAGUGUGAUGAAUCGCCGUCGUGGUGUGGUGAUAAAUGAAGAACAACGUGUUGGUACUCCUAUAAUGAACAUCAAAGCCCAUCUUCCUAUCAAUGAAUCGUUUGGUUUUACUACUGAUCUUCGUGCUGCUACUGCUGGUCAAGCCUUCCCUCAAGCCGUGUUUGAUCAUUGGCAAGAAAUGACUGGUGAUCCUAUGGAACCUGGAAACAAAGUGUCUGACAUCAUCGCUGCCGUACGUAAGAGAAAGGGUUUGGCUGAAAGCAUUCCUUCUUUGGACAAAUACUAUGACAAGUUAUAA
Molecule: messenger RNA, 2535 nt
Organism: Halteromyces radiatus
Lineage: Eukaryota; Fungi; Mucoromycota; Mucoromycetes; Mucorales; Cunninghamellaceae
Product: elongation factor 2
Exons: 7
Coding region: 1-2535 (844 amino acids)
Biological process (GO): translational elongation
Cellular component (GO): cytosol; ribonucleoprotein complex
Molecular function (GO): translation elongation factor activity; ribosome binding; GTPase activity
Source: RefSeq, a predicted model, not a curated record